AUGGCAGCUGUCAUCAUCGUCAUCCGCUGCAUGACGUUCACUGUCCAACAUAGGAACGCCACGACGAACGACAAGGGACUUUGCCAUUUGCAUCCACCGGUUGCCCACGACUCUUACGAG
Iphiclides podalirius (scarce swallowtail) is the source of this 120-nucleotide messenger RNA. NCBI's taxonomy places the organism in Eukaryota, Metazoa, Arthropoda, Insecta, Lepidoptera, Papilionidae. The record is from the annotation of a GenBank genome assembly.